This is a messenger RNA of Camellia sinensis, 1666 nucleotides long. The record is from RefSeq and is a predicted model, not a curated record. NCBI's taxonomy places the organism in Eukaryota, Viridiplantae, Streptophyta, Magnoliopsida, Ericales, Theaceae.
AUUUUCUGUUUCUACUUUAUACAUCAUUUUAUUUUUUGGGCAUUGAAAUUUUAAUGUUAAUGCACUGUAAUCACCUGAUCUCUAACAUGUCAUGAUGUGUGCAUUUUCCCUCUUUGAUUCAUGAAGAUGUUCUUCAAGUAAUCUCUCUCUCUAUUUAUAUGUUCCAAGUGACAGAAUCUGUGAUUUCAAUCUGAUCGAUAACCAGUUCUAUCCAAAGAAAGUGCCACCAUGCCUUUUGGAUUGGUCUCAGCAUGGAACAAGCGAAGGAGAAGCAAGUCCGAGGAUCACAUUGACCCUUGUGUGUUCUACCUCUACUUGUUCUUCUCAUUUCUAGUCCUUCUUACAUAUAAACCUGUGGAGGAUUGGCAACUCAAGGAUCAUAACCCACCUGCUAAAAGACGACAUGGAUCAUCAGUUUUCACACUCAAGGAAAUGGAGGAAGCAACAAACUCUUUCAGCGAGGAAAAUUUAGUUGGGAAAGGAGGAUUUGGCCGAGUUUACAAGGCCAUUUUGCGGUCUGGAGAGGUUGUUGCAAUCAAGAAAAUGGAGCUACCACCAUUUAAAGCUGCCGAAGGGGAACGUGAGUUUCGUGUGGAAGUCGAUAUCUUGAGCAGAUUGGACCAUCCAAAUCUGGUUUCCUUAAUCGGCUAUUGUGCCGAUGGAAAGCACAGGUUUCUAGUUUACGAAUACAUGCACAACGGGAACUUACAAGAUCACUUAAAUGGAAUCGGAGAAACUAAGAUGGAUUGGCCGUUAAGGCUCAAAGUGGCAAUUGGAGCAGCAAGAGGACUUGCUUAUCUCCAUUCAAGUUUGGCAGUUGGUAUUCCAAUUGUUCAUAGAGACUUUAAAUCCACCAACAUUCUUUUAAACACCAACUUUGAAGCAAAGAUAUCAGAUUUUGGGCUUGCCAAAUUAAUGCCAGAAGGCCAGGAAACCUAUGUGACUGCUAGAGUGCUAGGUACUUUUGGCUAUUUUGAUCCUGAGUACACAUCGACAGGAAAACUCACUUUACAAAGUGAUGUAUAUGCAUUUGGAGUGGUUCUGCUCGAACUCUUGACUGGAAGGAGAGCCGUGGACCUGAACCAAGGACCCAAUGAUCAAAACCUCGUACUCCAAGUGAGGCAUAUAUUGAACGACAAGAAGAAGUUGUGCAGGGUGAUAGAUCCGGAGAUGCGCAGGGGUUCCUACACAAUGGAGUCCAUAGCUAUGUUAGCAAACCUAGCAUCACGCUGUGUCCGUACUGAAAGUAGCGAGAGACCAUCAAUGGAAGAAUGUGUAAAAGAACUCCAACUCAUUUUCUACACAAAUUCUAAAGGCUUGGGGAUGCCUAUGCAUGCAUUCAGAAUGAUCUAGAACCCUUGUAGAGUGAAAAUCUUACAUAUCAAUAUCCAGGCACUUGUGAGAUGUGAUAAAGAAGUCUAUACUGUUGACUGAAGGUAACUUAAGAAAACCAAGGAAAAGUGAGAAAUAAAAGAAUUCAGCAACAGUGAGGGAAUAUUUCCUUGUAUAUCUUGUUUUCAUUUUAGCACUAUUAUUUAGUUCAGUUCAAUUUGUGGAUAUUUUUUCUACAUGAUUGUAAAUGUAUAAUUUAAUAACAAACACAUGUAAAGCUGUAACAUUUUGAUCCUACUGAAUAAAGUUUGCGUCAACUUAUGAUGGAAGAGAA